Morone saxatilis (striped sea-bass) is the source of this 911-nucleotide messenger RNA. RefSeq names its product rho-related GTP-binding protein RhoF-like. Gene Ontology annotation, biological process: cell migration; small GTPase-mediated signal transduction. The record is from RefSeq and is a predicted model, not a curated record. Gene Ontology annotation, molecular function: GTP binding; GTPase activity. Lineage: Eukaryota; Metazoa; Chordata; Actinopteri; Moronidae. The coding region runs from base 125 to 760 and encodes 211 amino acids. The transcript is spliced from 5 exons.
CCUCUAAGUCAGUUUAGCUACUAGCUACCACUGCAGUCUGGGUUUCUGUUUAUCUCUGGCUUAUCUCUGCAGUAUACACACCGCCAGGACCAGCAGUCCCUCCUCAUCUGUCUUUCCACAAAACAUGAGCCAGACAGGAUCAAGAGCAAACAGAGGAAACACCAGCCUGCAAGAGGAAUUCAAGGUUGUUAUUGUAGGAGACGGGGGUUGUGGGAAAACCUCGCUGCUCACAAUUUAUACUAAAGGAGUCUUUCCAACGGAAUAUGUCCCAUCUGUGUUUGACAAAACUGUUGUCAAUUCGAGGUAUCGAGGGCAACAGUUUCGGCUACAUCUCUAUGACACUUCCGGUCAAGAUGACUAUGAUCGCCUGCGGCCUCUCUCCUACCACAGUGUUAACGUGGUGCUGAUCUGCUACGAUGUUAUGUGUUCUUCAAGCUUUGAUAACGUCUUCACAAAGUGGUACCCUGAGGUGCAACAUUUCUGUGCUGGGGUGCCCAUCAUCCUUGUUGGUUGCAAAGCAGACCUACGAGAAGACAAAGUCCUGAUGAAGAAGCUCUGGUCAACGGGCCAGAAUGCCGUCACAUAUAUUCAGGGAGAAGAGGCCAGAAGGAAACUCAAUGCUGUGCUGUACUUAGAGUGCUCAGCCAAAUACAGGGAAAAUGUGGACGACUUAUUCAGAGAGGCAACGAAGCGAGCGCUAAUGGCGACGAGAGAGCUGGAGAAAGUCAGAAAGCGUAGGAGUUUGUGUGCUUUGUUGUGAUGAUGCACGCUCAUGGCUCCGACUGCCUCCAGGGACUGAAGGUUACACUCAAACUGCACGUCCGGACACAUUUCCUGUGUGGUUUUCCCUUUGACUUACUUUAGAACACAUUUUGUGCAAGAUGAUGUUUCCUUGUUUGUUUUCCUUGGCA